Messenger RNA from Morus notabilis, 3179 nucleotides. RefSeq names its product probable receptor-like protein kinase At1g11050. The record is from RefSeq and is a predicted model, not a curated record. Bases 13 to 2004 code for a protein of 663 amino acids. Lineage: Eukaryota; Viridiplantae; Streptophyta; Magnoliopsida; Rosales; Moraceae. Gene Ontology annotation, biological process: protein phosphorylation. Gene Ontology annotation, molecular function: protein kinase activity; ATP binding. The transcript has a single exon.
AAAAACCAGACCAUGGACCUCCUUCUCUCUCUCCUCCGCCUUUCCCUUCUCUCUCCACUUUUUCUCUCAUCCGCCGCCGCGCCUUCUCCGACAAACGCAACCAACGGUUCGACAUGUCCGACGGAGCUCAACUACGUAUCGAGAAUCGCAUGGAACAAAACGACUUGCCGUAACUACCAACCGCCGAAAACCAAAACCUCCACAUUCGACUACACCGAAAUCCCCUGUUGCCAAACGCUCUUGUCCCUCUUCGGGAUAGCUCUGGCCCAGCACCUGAAGGAGACUUCCCAAUUCAAUCUCCCAAACACCCCCACUUCCAUCUCCUGCAUGAACGACUUCCAGUCCACGCUUACCUCUCUUUCUCUCUCCAAAAGCCUCUCCUUCUCAAACGACGUUGUUUUCUACUGCUUCGAGCCACAGCAGUUCGUCAUGUCGAACAACACCUGCGCAAGAAUCGAGACCACUCAGGAUUGGGUGAGGCAGCUUGGGGAAACGACGGUGUUGGAUUCUGCUUGUAGGUCUGACCUGACAAUUGGGACCAACUGCGACAGCUGCGUGGCGGCCGGGACGAAGGUCCGGGCCGAGUUGACCUCCAUUGACGGUAAUAGCUCUCACUCCAGAGAUUGUUGGUAUUACACUAUUCUUUAUGCUGCUGGGAUUGUUAAUGAGUUUGGUCCCGAGAGUAAUAGUGCUGUGUCUUGUAUUUUUGGGUUGACUUUGGAUUCCCAUGUGGGGUCCACUAGUAAGAUCAAUGCGCCUCUUGUUUUUGGGUUAACUGGAGCUGGGAUGGCUGUUUUUGUAAUGUUUAGCUUGUUGGGGUUGUAUCUUUGGUAUGAUAGGAGGUGGAGAGGAAAAAGAAGAGGAGGAGGAGGGUUUGGUAUGGAGGGGGAACUGGAACAACAACAAGGGACUAGGCCUAGAGUGAGGCCGAAUACGGGUUCAAUUUGGUUUAAGAUCGAGGAGCUGGAGAAGGCGACGGCGAAUUUUUCGCAGAAGAAUUUCAUUGGGAGAGGCGGGUUUGGGAUAGUUUACAAAGGGGUUUUGGCGGAUGGGAGUGUGGUCGCGGUCAAGAGGAUUGUAGAGUUGGAUUUCGAAGGGGAUGGAGAGUUUUGCAAUGAGGUUGAGAUCAUUAGCAAUUUGAAGCACCGGAACCUUGUUCCGCUGAGAGGGUGUUGUGUGGUUGAUGGGGAUGAGAAUUAUGAGAGGGAGAGCCAGAGGUAUCUGGUUUAUGAUUAUAUGCCAAAUGGGAAUCUGGAUGAUCAUUUGUUUCCUCCAUCAGAUGGUCGGAGUGGAGUUGAGAGGCAAAGGUUGACAUGGCCUCAGAGGAAGAGUGUUAUCUUGGAUGUGGCAAAGGGGUUGGCAUAUUUGCAUUACGGAGUGAAGCCGGCAAUAUACCACAGAGAUAUUAAGGCCACAAAUAUACUGCUGGAUGCUGAUAUGAGAGCGAGAGUGGCAGAUUUCGGACUUGCGAAGCAGAGCAAGGAAGGCCAGUCCCAUCUUACAACUAGAGUGGCUGGGACUCAUGGCUACUUGGCUCCUGAAUAUGCUCUUUAUGGACAGUUGACCGAGAAGAGCGAUGUUUAUAGCUUCGGGGUUGUUGUUUUGGAGAUCAUGUGCGGAAGGAAAGCUCUCAAUUUGUCAUCCUCUGAGUCACCAAGAGUGUUUCUGCUCACUGAUUGGGCGUGGUCAUUGGUAAAAGCUGGAAGACUAGAGGAGGCUUUGGAUUCUUCAUUGCUGAAAGAUGGGGAUUCAGUAAACUCCAACCCUAGGAGCAUUAUGGAGAGAUUUGUGAUGGUUGGGAUUUUGUGUGCUCAUGUAAUGGUGGCUUUAAGGCCUACUAUUUUAGAAGCACUGAAGAUGAUGGAAGGAGAUAUUGAGGUUCCUCCAAUUCCAGAUAGGCCAAUGCCUCUCGGGCAUCCUUCGUUCUACAGUGACUUUAGUACUUUCAGCAUAUCUCCUGCUUUAAGCGGACCACAAUUACACACCGGAGACAUGCUCAGGUAAUUAAAAAAAAAAUCAGUGAGUUUUUUGCAUAUUGCCCAGAGGGAUCAUAAGAGGUAAGAGGCCAUGUUUGCCAAAGGCCCUUCCCUGAGUUAAUUUGAGGCAUUUGAUCAAGGCAUUAAAUACAGAUAACACUUCAUUUUGAUCUCAAAACUAUGAGGUCAGCAUUCUAGUCUGCCAAUGUAGAAUAGGACUUUAGUGCCUUGUAGAUAAUUGCCACUGCUUGAUGUUCUUGUAUAUAUAAACAAUUUGUUUUGAGGCUUGGAGUUUGUAUGGCAAAAUUGGAAAAACGGGAGAUAUGGGAACGAGGAAAAUGGUAUCCUUUCCAUUUGCAUUUAACCGGGCUUUUUACAGUGGGGAGAUUCUAGGGUGGGGCGCUUUCACUGCAGCGCCCAUAGGGGCCAUUGAUCAUGGCAGUAAAAAGAUUUAAAUCAAACGGUUCGUCUUGGAUGGUGCUGGAACCGUGCGACGAUUAUCUAGGAUGCGACUUUACGUCCAUUUUACAAGUGUCGUUUGAUUUGAAUCAUAUGGUAAGGUCAAUGUUUCCACGUAGAUGGAGAGGAACGGAGACCGGGUAUUGAAACAACCACCUUGAUAUAUGAAAGGCUUCUAGUUUCCUUCAUCUAUUGAUCGAAUUGUCUAGUCAGAAGUUUAGUAGAAAAAGACAUUUACAAGAGCUCGAUGUGAUCUUGGUGCUAACUAGAUAGAUAUUUAGCUGUUGGAAGUUUAAAGACAUUGGAUGGUGUUCCUUUCAAUGAAUGUUAAGAACUGCUUUUAUGUAGUUUAGAUAGCCGUUUUAUUUUUAAAUUGUAACAGCAAAGAUUCAUGCCUAUGCAUACCACAGGUUUAUUGGAGAGUUUUAAAGCACUUCAGUGGAGAUUGCUUAUUUUGAAGAUUCGGAAUUUUUAUUCCCCCUCUCUCUCUCUCUCUUAAUGUAGGAGUUAUGUAGUACACUGAAUUAUAGUAUAUGUAUAAAAAUAGAAUCUCAACAUAUAUACAUUCAUACAGUAUACACUUACAGACACAUAUAAACACCCGUACAAGUAUUACCUUGUUAUGAAACCACAGCAGGACCUGUUGAAUGUUUUUGGGGCUUCUUUUUUAAGGAUACAUAAACUAGAAAGAUACCAGUUGUAAUCGAGUAAUUGGCAAUGAUAAUACUCCUUAAAUUUGUGUCU